AUGACGAGAAACCAGGAACAUCUCCCAAAAGAUUUUUCAAAAGCGAUAAUGGACAUAGCUAUCGGAUUACCAACAAACAUUCUUACUAUUGUUAGAGGAAAUACGACGAAUAUACGAUCUGAAGAUUUUUCUGGAAUAAUGUGCCUUUUAGCUGAGAACAACAUACAAGUUAUUAAAUUGGAUAUCAAUGAAACCAGAGAUGUGAUAACAAUAAACAAUUAUAUACAUAGAUCCAUUCUGUACAUAUUUUUCUGGCCACGCGGAGAAAUCAGCAAACUUUUCCUCUCCGGCAUCAAAGAGGCUAUUAGAGUCGCUGUGAUUACGAAUCCGAGACCGAAAGUAUUCAGGCUAUACUACAAUCAAGCGUCGCCAAACAAACUGAACCACUUAACUCUAGUAAAUUGGUGGUCCGGCAGUCUCUACAAGUCCCCCGCAUUGCCCCCCGCAGAUAAAGUGUACCACGACUUUCAAGGAAGAAUCUUCGAUGUUCCUGUUUUACAUGCGCCACCUUGGCACUUCGUGAUAUACAACAACGACUCUACAGUCAACGUGACUGGCGGGAGAGACGACAAAUUACUUUCAUUGUUGGCGAAGAAACUAAACUUUAAGUAUAGAUACUACGACCCACCAGAACGGAGCCAAGGGACAAGAAUCGCUGGAAAUGGGACAUUUAAAGGCACACUUGGCUUAAUUUGGAAACGUAAAGCAGACUUCUUUCUCGGAGAUGUGACGAUGACAUGGGAACGUCUGCAAGCUGUCGAGUUCUCUUUCCUAACCCUGGCCGAUUCUGGAGCAUUCUUGACGCACGCACCCGACAAAUUAAGCGAAACUUUGGCUAUCAUCAGGCCUUUCCGUUGGGAGGUUUGGCCUUUGGUUGGCGCCACACUCCUCAUUACAGGCCCCGCGCUGUGGAUAGUGAUAGCGGCUCCCUUACUAUGGCAACGACGAAAAGGGAACAAACUGGCCUUGUUGAAUAGCUGUUGUUGGUUCACCACUUCAUUGUUCCUGAGACAAUCUUCAUCUAAAGAACCAUCUAAAACUCACAAAGCCCGCCUAGUCUCUAUCCUGAUAUCGUUAGGAGCAACGUAUGUAAUAGGCGACAUGUACUCUGCCAAUUUAACAAGUCUUUUAGCAAGACCAGCAAAAGAACCACCUAUAGGAACACUACCAGCCUUGGAAGAAGCUAUGAGAGAGAAUGGAUACGAACUGGUUGUGGAAAGCCACAGCUCAUCUUUGGCUAUUCUACAGAACGGCACAGGUGUGUACGGUAGGCUCGCUCGUCUCAUGCGACGUCAACGUAUACAACGAGUGCGCAGUGUAGAAAUAGGUGUGCGCUUGGUAUUGACGAAACGACGUGUCGCGAUAUUGGGCGGACGGGAAACACUGUACUACGACACUGAGAGAUUUGGUGCACAUAACUUCCAUCUAAGCGAGAAAUUAUACACAAGAUAUUCAGCUAUCGCCUUACAAAUCGGAUGUCCGUAUUUAGAAACAUUUAAUAAUUUAGCGAUGACUUUAUUUGAAGCGGGAAUACUAUCUAAAAUGACAACAGAUGAGUAUAAAAAUCUUCCAAAAGAAUCAAGAAAAUCCAAACCAGUGACGGAGAGUGACAGUAAAGAAAGUACAGAUGUUACCGAAAACUCACAGAACGAGCCCCAAUCGGAAUCUACUAUUGGCCUAGAACCAGUCUCUUUAACCAUGCUUCGGGGAGCAUUUUGCCUUCUUGGCAUUGGAUAUUUUCUAUCAGCGGCAGUCCUCCUCACUGAAAUACAUAUACACCGUAGAAAAGAAAAUCAAAAAAUAACAAAUUCUACAGAUAUGUCCAACACCCCUCACAGUACUAGGAGGAUUUAUUUAAAGCAACAUUUUGAAAAAAUGUUCAAAAUAAUUUACGUCUUUAUUGAUAGAGCCUUAAGACAUGAUGGAAGAGAA
This is a messenger RNA of Brenthis ino (lesser marbled fritillary), 1932 nucleotides long. NCBI's taxonomy places the organism in Eukaryota, Metazoa, Arthropoda, Insecta, Lepidoptera, Nymphalidae. The record is from the annotation of a GenBank genome assembly.